Molecule: messenger RNA, 804 nt
Organism: Daldinia childiae
Lineage: Eukaryota; Fungi; Ascomycota; Sordariomycetes; Xylariales; Hypoxylaceae
Exons: 3
Coding region: 1-804 (267 amino acids)
Source: RefSeq, a predicted model, not a curated record
AUGCGAUUCUCUACUGCUUCAGCUGUUCUCGGCUUGCCGUUGUUAGCAGCCGCAGAUGCCCCUGACUAUCAAGCUCAGUUUGAUAACUACUUGGGCCAGGCCCAGAGCGUUUUGGGAAAGUUCGCCUCUAAGAUUCCUCAUCCUAAAAAAUUUGAUCCUGUCGCUGCUGCUGAAGCUAAGGCUGGCGCCUUGAAUAUAGACAUCUUGUCUUUGGAUAACUGGAAGGACACCCUUUAUGGACCCGUGAAGCCAGACACUACAACUCCCGAGGAGUGGUGGGUUUUGAUCACAGGUGGAAACAAGACUUGUUUUGGCCACUGCGGAAGGAUCGAGACUGCAUUCAACGAAACUGCUGGGAAGUGGGCUCUGACACCAGGUUCUCCUCAUACCGCUCUCCUAAACUGCGAAGACCAGCCUGUUCUUUGCAACUCCUGGUCCGCCCCGGUCGGUGCGCUGUGGAUCUUCGAGAUACUUCCCGAACCUGCGCCUGUUAACAUAUGGACGAAGCGAUUCAACAUGACAACUGUCACUUCUGAUGAUAUUGUCGAGCUGCAGCAGGAGGGCUACAAAUCCGCCGCCCACUUGCAUGAUGGCUUCUUCCAUCCUUUCAAUGGCCCUCUAGCCAAGAAUGGCCUUGCAGCUCCAGUUGGGUGGGUUCUCUGGGUUUUCAACCUUCUCCCCAGCUGGGCGUUUAUGAUCCUCGUUUCUAUUUUCAGCAGGAGCAUGAUGAGCAACCGCUUGAACCAACAAAUGGAUGGCGGCCGACGACCUCCUACUGCCGGCCAAGCUGCUCCCCGAAGAUAA